AUGCAGUCAGCACUACAUAGCGUUAUCGGUCCAAAGAAGGAACUCCACGAUCUCUCUGGACGGACCGCGGUGGUCACAGGGGGCGCGAAUGGAAUCGGAUUUCAGAUCUCACGGCAAUUCGCCCAGGCGAAAGCCAAGGUCAUCAUGGUAAACCGGAAAGAAGAGCAAGGAGACGAAGCAAUCAAGCAGAUCAAGGAGGAAACCCCCGGUGCUGAUGUGGAUUGGGUGGGAUGCGAUCUGGGCAACCUGAAAGAGGUGAAGCAGGUCUUCACUGACCUUCGCAACAAGCUCGAUCGGGUGGACUUGCUGAUCUUGUCUGCUGGCAUUAACACAAACACCUAUGGUCUCGACGCCGAUGGUAUCGACCGCCAUUUCGGCGUCAACUUCCUAGGCCAAUUCUACGCUGUGAAUUUGCUUUACCCUCUCAUUCGCAAGGCAUCCAAAGUCUCAGACGUCCCACCACGAAUCGUCUUCGAAGCCUCUGAAGUCCACCGUAUGUCUCCUCCGGACAUCCAUUUCGGCUCACUUGAAGAGAUCAAUGACGAGAACUUCGGCCCAACGCAUCUCUACGCACGUACGAAGCUGGCCAUGAUCUUGUGUGCGAAGUUCCUUCUUCCCGAGAAGGUCAUCAAGCCCAACGGCGACAAAGUGUACUCCUUGAGUGUGCACCCAGGGACUGUCAACACGAAUAUGCAGCAGCAGUGGAAGGAUGCUUACCCCGGCAUCUUUGGGAGCUUUUUGAGCUGGGCCAUGACGACUGUUGGGAGAGAUAUUGAGCAGGGCUCGUACAGCGCACUGUGGGCCGCCACCGCGCCAGAGAUUGAGGAGAAGAACCUUCAGGGUUAUUACUUUGUGGAUCCAGGACAACCCGGCAAAGAAUCAUCUCAAGCUUCAGACCCCAAGUUAGCCGACGCUCUCUGGGAGUUGAGUACUAAAUUGAUCAAAGAAAAAGUCGGCGAUGAUGCGCUUGUGCCCUGGGACUAA
Molecule: messenger RNA, 984 nt
Organism: Cladophialophora yegresii CBS 114405
Lineage: Eukaryota; Fungi; Ascomycota; Eurotiomycetes; Chaetothyriales; Herpotrichiellaceae
Exons: 3
Coding region: 1-984 (327 amino acids)
Source: RefSeq, a predicted model, not a curated record